UUUUUUUAUUUCUUUUUUUAUUGUAGGACAGGUCCUUCCGAUGAAUCGGUCCAGUCUGAAUGGACCGGUGCGCAUACUGGUUUGACCACCAUCCAGUUCUGAUAACACUGGCACAAACUUCUAACUUUUGACCUCUCUAACUCAAACCAGGAGCCAUUCUGACAUACCAGAUCUCUAUGUUGCCUGGUGCUAAAAUUUUUCAAGAGGACUGUACACUGCGAUAGAGUCAUACCCUGUAACAGUUAUAUCAUAAUUAUCUAUCUUUGCAAAUUACAAAGGCUUAAAUCAUUCUCUUUCUCAUGGAAUAGAAAAUCUUAUUAUUUCAGACAUUACUCCUCUUAUGGUGUUAUACAAUCAGGAUCAUGCAAUGGGGAGAAGACCGUCGCUUUGAUGAAAUACGUAGUAAUUUGGGGAGACUGACUGUUUUCUGGAUACUCCAGGCUUUUUGGGUUUGGACUGUAAGCCUACCUGUAACAAUCGUGAAUGCCAGCAAUCGAAGACCAUGUCCCACUGCUGCAGAUGCUAUUGGGUGUUUAUUGUGGUUUGCGGGCAUUACAGCUGAGGCGAUAGCAGACCGACAAAAACUGUACUUUAAGAACUCUCCUGAUAACAGAGGAAAAUGGUGUGAUAUCGGUCUCUGGAAAUUUUCACGCCAUCCCAACUACUUUGGUGAGAUUCUACUUUGGUGGGGUAUCUAUGUGAUAUCUGUUCCUGUGAUAGAUGGAGCUGAAAAUCUUGUAGUUGUAGGACCAAUCUUCCUAACUUUUCUGCUCCUCUUCUUCAGUGGCAUCCCAUUGCUUGAGGAUUCAGCUGAUAAGCGUUUUGGCAGCAUAGAAGAAUAUCGUCAAUAUAAAAGGAUUACAAGGCCCCUCAUUCCUUGACCACCAUUCAUAUAUGGGAAUUUGCCAGCAUGGUUUAAUAGAUAUUUCCUCUUGGAGUUUCAUCUCUACAGUAGGAAUCUUCCUAUGGAUGAUAUAUCUGAUAGUGAUAGAAAAGCUCGCUAAACCAUUGGAGGAUUGAGUGUUUGCUUGUGAUGGUUACGUGCUCGCUGUGUCUUCAUGUUGGCUUCAACCAAGAAACAUGGGAGCAAAGGCAGUUAUUGCUAUGCUCAUGGAGGUUGCUUUUGUAUGUAUAGUUGAAUGAAAAAUUCUAUUACAUCUGGAUUUGCUAGUCGUUUUAAUUAUUAUGUGUAAUAUUUACAGGU
Amborella trichopoda is the source of this 1204-nucleotide messenger RNA. Lineage: Eukaryota; Viridiplantae; Streptophyta; Magnoliopsida; Amborellales; Amborellaceae. The record is from RefSeq and is a predicted model, not a curated record.